AGGGCAUCGGGUUAUUUCUGCGUACAGUUCGCGCCUCAAUUUCAAACGUGAAGUGACCGUUUAUAAGCUGGACCUCUUCUGGUGGUAGGCUAAUAAAUUUGAACAGUUUAAGUUUCACAUUAAGAGAAACAAAACUUUUUUUUAAAUAACUUAACAAUGGCAACUUACCGUAAAUUACUCUACACACCGAACUUCAGCUCUCAGACGUCCCAAACGGACAAGACAUCAUGGUGGACCGGGGAAAAUAACAAACACAAACUGAGUAGGAAUAUUAACAGGCUAACUGAGGCGACUCCCUCACCCUUGCUCUUCACCAAAAGUCCAGAAAUAACACCUCUUUUUUUAAAAAAGAUGAAAACAAACCAUCUUUUGAGGUUUUACUCGAAUAUGAGGACCUCGCAGAAAUCUACGGUUAAUCUGAGGGCAUCCGAAGGCGGGAAAAUACAGCGCGCCGAACGUGACGCUCAUACAGGGCCCUCAUGUGAUACUUUUGGAUUCCCACAAAGAGAUGCUCAAGCUGAGGAAAUGUCCCAAACAAAACAGGAUGUAUUGAGGACAAUCAAGAAAAUGGUAGAGGAGAACAGGGUCAUCAGAGAGCGGUUACUCACCUUGAGGCAGCUGAGUCAAAGCAAAUGAGGUGGUACCACUUGCAGUGAAUUUUAAAGAGGAUUUAAAGAAUGCUGUUCACAUGGCAAAGUCAUUUAUAGGGCAACAGGAUGAGCUUUUAUUUGUGCACCUUUUAAUAUGAUUGUUCACAAACAGUUAUAUUGCCUAAUAAGUUCCAUAUAUGAGUUUAAAAUCUAAAUUCUCAGUACAAAAAUGGAAAAAGUACUUACAGAUUACCACUAGAUGGUGAUAUUUCCAAAAUUAAGAGCAGCUAUAAACUGCAGUGAGGCUCCAACAUCCAUGCUUUACUUUUUAAUUGUAUUUACUAGUUGUUGUUUUGUUAUUUAUUGAUAUUCACAAAGAGAAUGGCCUUCCUUUGUGUUUUUUGUUAAAGUGUUAAUUCAUGCCAGUAAAGUAGUAAACCUAUGUUGUUUGAUAAAUUAACAUUAAAUGACUUAAAUGA
This is a messenger RNA of Megalobrama amblycephala (Wuchang bream), 1069 nucleotides long. RefSeq lists its product as uncharacterized. The coding region runs from base 157 to 636 and encodes 159 amino acids. The record is from RefSeq and is a predicted model, not a curated record. NCBI's taxonomy places the organism in Eukaryota, Metazoa, Chordata, Actinopteri, Cypriniformes, Xenocyprididae. The transcript is spliced from 4 exons.